GUUUAUCUCUGCACAAAUAAACUGUCAUCUAGAAGUGAUAUUCUGUGAUAAACUUAUUCUUAAGUAUUCUACAAAAGCAAGAUCCAUUAAAGGUAUUUACUUAGGUAAUACAUUUCAGACUCAGUCCAAGGCCUACUUGUUAACAUUUUUGAAUAGAUAUUUCUUUCACUAAUAUAACGGAUUUUAGUGUGUAGACUUAUUGUUAUUUAAAGGGUACUCUAAUACUUAAAGACGGACGAAUAUUUGAAAGAACAUUUUAUGAAGAUCGGUUUAUCGAUACAAGUAGUGAUUCGAUACCACAAAGUGUUGAUCAACCAAGUCUUGAGAGACUGGAUACUCGUGUACCCCUUGUUACAGAAUAUAUGACUGAUCCUACGGAGGAAGAUAAUUUCAAGGACACAUCAGACAGUAACUUGCUAGAAAGUUACCUAAAGCCGCAUAUAUCACCAUUAGAUUAUAACACUUCCGAAUUCCAAAAAAUACAGAAUGUUAUAACUACUUAUUUGGCUCCAUUACGCAGUAUAUAUAGAUUUUACGGUAAACUUGGUAUGACUCAGUUACCGGAUAAUACAAUCAUUCUCCGUUAUGUUCAGUUCUGUCAGUUUCUGAAAGACUGUAAACUUCACCAGCAUACAAGUUUAGCUGCUUUAGAUAGAAUAAUUGCCAUAUCGUUUGGAUCUGAAGACAGUGAUGAAACAAGUGUUCAAAAUCCUGAAAAACUGAUCUCGUUUGGUUCAUUUGUAAAUAUUGUCGUUAUAUUAGCUUGUAACCUCUACACACAAGAAGAAUUUUAUCUGGCUGAAAAGAGCAAUAAGAGCAAACCAAGUGAUGCUCUACUGUAUUUACUAACUCAAGCGAUAAUCCCGAAUGCGUGUAAGAUUUCUGGUAUUAUUUAUCAAGAUCUUGAAAAAUCGAAAGAUAUCCUUUCAUAUUUGCAACCAUUUCACCAAGCUUAUCGAUUCUUCGUACGGAUCAAAAGAAGGGAUUUUAAUUUGUUCGAUCGAAAACUUACCGCAAGCGAUGUUGUUGAAGCACUGUGUAAAAGUAAUCCAGUGUCUGGUACAAUAGAUGAAUAUAACGCUGAUACAGAGCUCACAUUUUUUGACUUUUUCGAAGCAGUUAUACAUUGUGCGUCGGUUUCAUUUUUGAAAAAAGAUGAACCUUAUGAAGAAAAAAUGAAACUCAGUGUGAUAGAUUUGUCUGCAAAACAAAGCAGAAGACUAUCCCGUAGACCGAGUACUUCCAGACAAUCGAAAACAAAUUACAACAAAAAGCUUAAGGAGAAGAAAAGCAAAAUGAAAAGAAAUAUAGAUGUUCGAAAAUCAAGUAUAUCACCCGAAGUAAGUUAAGAAGUUACACUUUCGAUCAUUGAAAAACAGUAAUUACUUUAGGAUAAAUUGAUCUAGGUUUGGACUUGUGACCUACCAGUUGGAAAUCGAAUGCCUAGGCCAAUGAGUCGAACUCCACAAGAUCAUACAUCUGGUGAUCAGUCCUACAAUACGUAUCACAGAAACGUCAAACAAAUUGUGAUAUUUAGGGGAAUACAAUCCAUGAAGUCGUUUUCUCUUGAUCUGAGCUAAGUAGGAAAGCUCACUAAACAUAUUCUCCGUUCUAAAAGUGUCAGGAAACAAUGGUUAACAACAACCAUUGAUAUGGUCCAAAACCUCUCACAAUGGAACAAAUGUUUUCUUUCAAGAUUUUAGCACCCGUAAGCAUUUGAUCACUUUAUGGAUUUUCCUAACCCAUUUUCUUUUCCCUGUUCCUAAAAAUAUGUUUUCCUACUCACAGGAAACGUCAGCUUUCAGUGAUAUACUUUCGAUUAAGGUUUUAAAAUCUCAUAUCUCUUCGCAGAACAAAUAUGGAUAAAUGCAGUAAAUGAUUGAUCCCUUUGCCAAAAGCAUUCAUAUUAGUGUCCAGUAAACCGCAACGAUAAUAAUAUAUGUAUGUCUGCACACGUUUUAGUACGUCUACGGUUGGAACUGUUAGUCACUGGAAACCUACUGACUAAGAGACUGCCUGUAGGGUUUCACUUCCUUUUUUUUGUGA
This is a messenger RNA of Heterobilharzia americana, 2046 nucleotides long. The record is from the annotation of a GenBank genome assembly. Lineage: Eukaryota; Metazoa; Platyhelminthes; Trematoda; Strigeidida; Schistosomatidae.